Messenger RNA from Lolium rigidum, 670 nucleotides. RefSeq names its product NADH dehydrogenase [ubiquinone] 1 alpha subcomplex subunit 8-B-like. The transcript is spliced from 2 exons. The coding region runs from base 102 to 434 and encodes 110 amino acids. The record is from RefSeq and is a predicted model, not a curated record. Gene Ontology annotation, biological process: mitochondrial electron transport, NADH to ubiquinone. Lineage: Eukaryota; Viridiplantae; Streptophyta; Magnoliopsida; Poales; Poaceae.
CCUCGUCCUCCGGCCCCAACCUCCCCUCUCCAUCUCCGGUCCUCCCCUCGCCCCCUCUCUCCCCCAGAUCUCCACGGCGAGCCCCCCCUACGCCCGCAGAGAUGUCAGCUAGCAGCACGCCGGUGGACGCCUCGGGGGAGCCGAUCCCGACGUCAUCGGUGCUGAUGGCGGCGUCCAAGCACAUCGCCGUGCGGUGCCGGCCGGAGAACGUGGCCUUCCUCAACUGCAAGAAGAAGGACCCCAACCCCGAGAAGUGCCUCGAGAAGGGCCGCCAGGUCACGCGCUGCGUCUUCAACCUCUUGAAAGAACUUCACCAAAAGUGCCCCAAGGAGAUGGACGCCUACGCCGGCUGCAUGUACUACUACACAAACGAGUUCGACUUCUGCCGCAAGGAGCAGGAGGCCUUUGAGGGCGCGUGCCCCAUAUCCGAGUAGCCAGCCCCCUUGAGAUUAAUACCGCAAGUGAUCAUCUUCUUCAGAAAUAAGGAGAAAAGCCGGCAAAACAAGUUCAUGAUCUCCCAUCUUUAUUGUACUCACAGGAUUUCUAUGGGUGAAUGUUAUUGAGCUGCUCAUCCCCAUUUACCUGUCUUUCUUGCCCAAUCAACAUCAGUGUUUUGAGUUGGAUGCCAAAGUUGACUCAGUUGUAGUCCUAAGAUGAUGAAUUGAUGAUG